AUGUCGGUUGCUACUGACUCUGCUUCCAAUAAACUUAUUUCAGAAAGGUUUCUAAACGCAAUCGUUCAUGAACAAGCACAGGACGUUGAAUUAACCACUAAACUUUUAAACAACCUACCCUUGAAGAAAUUGGUUUCCAAUGGUUAUGCACUUAAUAAUUUAGUUGUAGAAAAUAUAAGAACAGGGUUGGGUGGAAAACUAUAUGUGGAAUUAGCCCCAGACUCUGCUAUAUCUCAAGAAAUUACCAAUACAGGUGACUUUAAGGUUGGUGAUAUAGUCAUUAUAACUUCUUCCUCUUCUUCUUCACGUAGCAAUAAACUUAAAAAGACUGCACAGAAAACUUCAUCCAAUAAUCACAACAAUAAUGGUACCAGUAAGAACAAAAAUGGUGAUAUAAUUGAAGAGGGCGUAAUUUUUAAAAUUAAAGACAGUUUAAUCACCAUCUCAAUUGAUGAAGCCAAAGCUGAGCCCACUACUAUUUCUGACUUAUAUUCCUCUAAAAAAUUGCAUAUAAUUAAAACUACGAAUCAAAUUACUUAUACACGGAUGUGUUCUACGAUGAGAAGGUUGAAUGAGUAUGAAAAUUUGCCUAAUAAUGAAAUCAUGCAAUAUUUAUUAUGCGAGAGGGAAUUUGUUGCUCGAAAAAAUGCCAAUGAUGGUUCUAGUGAUUGUAGCAGUCAGUUUCAUAACGACCAAUUGAACACUUCUCAAAAAAAAGCUAUUGAUUUUGCCCUAAAUAACACGAUCAGCAUUAUUCAUGGCCCACCUGGAACUGGCAAAACUUAUACAUUGGUCGAAUUGAUUGCACAACUGUAUGACAGGGGGGAAAGAAUCUUGGUUUGUGGCCCUUCUAAUAUAUCAGUAGAUACCAUUUUGGAAAGAUUAGGCAAAGUUAUUCCGGGAAACGAAUUAUUGAGGAUCGGUCAUCCAGCUAGAUUAUUGGAAGCCAAUUUAUCCCAUUCAUUAGAUGUUUUGGCUAAAACUGGAGAGAAUGGGUCAAUUUUAAAGGAUUUACGUAAAGAAAUCGAUGAUACAAUUUUAAAAAUUAAAAAGUAUAAAUCAUACAAAGAUUUGAGAGAAGGUUGGAAAAUGGUUAAAGAAUUAAGAAAAGAUUUGAAAAGAAGAGAAAUAAAAGUAACUAAUGAUUUAAUUAUUCAAAGUAAAGUUGUGGUUUGUACUCUCCAUGGAUCAAGUUCAAAAGUUUUAUUGCAAGCUUAUGAUAUAGACCCCAAAUUAUUUAGUACAUUAAUUAUUGAUGAAGUCUCUCAAAGCUUAGAACCACAAUGCUGGAUUCCACUAAUUAGCCAUUACAGAUCAAACAUGAAAAGGUUAGUCUUGGCAGGCGACAACAAACAAUUGCCACCUACAGUGAAGACGGAAGACAACGAUGCUAUCAAGAAUACAUUGAGCAAAACUAUUUUUGACAGGUUGGAAGAUCAUUAUGGUGAUUCAUUCAAGCUUUUAUUAAAUGUACAAUACCGUAUGAAUAAAAAAAUUAUGGAAUUUUCGUCCAAAGAGAUGUAUGAAAACAAGCUUUUGGCGGCAGAUUCUGUUGCUAACAGACUAUUAAGUGAUUUGCCUGGUGUUGAUGUAGACGAAAACACAGAAAUCCCACUGAUUUGGUAUGAUACACAAGGAGAUGAUUUUUUGGAAGGACAAGAACGAGACGAUAGUGAUGGCAUAUUGAUUUCUUCCAAGUAUAAUGAAAAUGAGGCCUAUUUAGUAUUAAAACAUGUGAAGGAUUUACUCAAUAGCAAUGUUUUGCAAGAUCACAUUGGUAUAAUUUCUCCUUAUAGUGCUCAAGUAUCCUUGUUGAAAAGCUUGGUUCAUUCUAAGUAUAGCCAAGUGGAAAUAUCCACUGUUGAUGGGUUCCAAGGGAGAGAAAAAGAAGUUAUUAUCUUAUCUUUAGUAAGAAGUAAUGAUACGUAUGAUGUUGGGUUUUUAAGAGACGACAGAAGAUUAAACGUUGCAAUGACUCGUCCAAGAAGACAAUUAUGUGUAAUUGGUAAUAUGGAAACACUAGAGAGAUCAAAUAUUAAAUUUUUAAAAGAUUGGGUUUCUUGGGCUGAAGAAAACAUGGAAAUUAGAUAUCCAGAUAUUAGUGAGCUUUUGCAAGAUAACUGA
Molecule: messenger RNA, 2124 nt
Organism: Saccharomycodes ludwigii
Lineage: Eukaryota; Fungi; Ascomycota; Saccharomycetes; Saccharomycodales; Saccharomycodaceae
Gene: HCS1
Product: ATP-dependent 5'-3' DNA helicase HCS1
Exons: 1
Coding region: 1-2124 (707 amino acids)
Molecular function (GO): 5'-3' DNA helicase activity; ATP hydrolysis activity; ATP binding
Source: RefSeq, a predicted model, not a curated record